Messenger RNA from Aspergillus pseudotamarii, 3237 nucleotides. RefSeq names its product PrpF protein-domain-containing protein. The transcript has 8 exons. Gene Ontology annotation, molecular function: DNA binding; zinc ion binding. The coding region runs from base 1 to 3237 and encodes 1078 amino acids. Lineage: Eukaryota; Fungi; Ascomycota; Eurotiomycetes; Eurotiales; Aspergillaceae. Gene Ontology annotation, biological process: DNA-templated transcription. The record is from RefSeq and is a predicted model, not a curated record.
AUGCCGGAUGACUGGGUAGAAACGGGCCUUGUGGCCGAAGCAGCGAAACAACGUCAGAUGGAACAGCUAAACUUCCGUCAGGCUAAGCUGGACUUUGAUGGUGUUGAUCCAGACCUGGGGAUGCAUCUGCUGUCGCUCCAUUGGAAUCGCCAACAUCAUUCAUUUCUCAUCACCUACCGCCCUGCGUUCAUGCGGGACAUGGCUUGCAAUGGUCCUUACUUUUCCAAGCUACUUCUCAACGCUAUCUACUUUGGUGCGGCCAAAUUCAGUCCUAGAUUGGAGGUCCGCAAAGACCCCAACGACGUCCGUACAGCUGGAUGGAGAUAUCGCGAGCGCGUCCGGGAACUCCUGGGUGGUGCCCUAGACCGUAGUGACAUCACAACAAUCCAGGCACUGCUUGUAAUGACCAACUCACUCUUUGCUCUCGGGGAUGAAAGGAGUGCUGCAUGGCUGUAUUCUGGGCUGGCGUUCCGCAUGUUGAUUGACUUGGGCAUGCAUGUCGACUUGACGAGUACACGCCGGUUCUCGGAUGAGGAUUUAGAAAUUCGACGACGGGUCUUUUGGGGUGCGUUUGUUGUGGAUAAGAUCCAGAGUUUGUAUCAAGGCCGUCCCGUUAGCUUGAAAGAGACAGACGCCCUUGUCCCAAUCAAAUUUUUGGACACCUACGAGGAGCUCGAGCAUUGGCAGCCGUUUGCUUACUCAACCUCAGCACCUGACUACCCGGGAAUGCCGGCAUAUAGCAUAUCUACUUUCACAUAUCUGUGCAAACUCUCACUCACUAUGAGCGACAUCCUCAGCUGCAUAUAUACUGAGCGCAGUUCUAAUCAAAGUCCAGCUGAGCUGGCAAGUAUGCUAGACGAACUGCAGCUCAGAUUGGACCAGUGGCAGGUAGGAUUGCCAGAACAUCUGCGGUUCGAUCCAGGGAAAGCUCACAGCGUGGCAUUCCCGCCCCCUCAUGUGUCCAGCCUCCACGCUAUGCAUAAUUCACUUGUCAUUCUGCUCCACCGUCCUUUUGUAGCGGACGGUCAUCUGUACAGCACAUCGCCGUCGAUAUCUGUCGAUUCGUUCAAGAAGUGUGCCUCAGCGGCAACAAACAUCAGUAAUCUCCUGCGUGCUUAUCAUCGCGCAUUCUCUAUCAGACGAGCACCCUACCUCAUAUCAUAUGCAACAUACGUUGCUGCCACGGUUUUGACUCGAAUCGCAGCUAGACGUAGGAAUGAUUCGACGGCACAUGCCAACCUAGCGACCUGUCUCGCUGUAUUCAAUGAGAAUCAAGAGACGAAUUCAGCGGUAAAAAAAGCGGCUAAUAUCGUACAAGGCCUGAUGAAAAAGCUCGGGGUCAUCAUUGACGAUGUCUCACUUGACGCUUUAGAAAUCGACCCGCCGAUCAGAUGCUCCGAGCGAGACCCACAGCCCAGCCAUGGUGCUGCUGAGGGCGAUGUCAGCGUCCAGGCGAGCUCUGGGAACGAAAUCCAGAAUAACCUGACCAUCGGAAACGUGACGGGACUUUCAAAUACCAAAUCUCUUGAUCAUCCGACAACAAGCUCCCCUGGAUCGGACUGGGUAGAUAUAGAUGGAAUUAUUCAGAGCUUUCUGCAAGAGAAUAGCAGUCGCGGAGCAAGACUAGGAGACUACGAGACGAACGGAACACCUACUCAGCUGCCUAGACCACCGUGGGUGCCGCUGCAUCAAGGAGACAUCCCCCCGUCCGUGAUGAUGGACAAUGCGCGUACUGUCGGAAACCAGGCUUCUCUCCGUCCAGAUACUGAUGUCCCUAAUGGUGUGCAUCGAACGGAGACAGCUGGUGGAACGUAUCAGUGGCAACAUGGCUGGAGACCGACAAACUGGGAGCCUACAUCCUUAGAGGAUCCACUUUUUGGAUUGAACGCCGUUUCUCCCGCGGGAACAUCGAUCCCCAUCCUAUAUAGUCCCACUAUGCGCCACGCCUCACCCGAUGACCCAGUUAAUAUGGCUACUGAGCUACUCAGCAAGACCCGGCGCCUUAGGCGCCACGCUCUGCCAUGUGUUCUUAUGCGCGCGGGCACCUCCAAAGGAAUAUUCCUGCACCAAAAAGAUAUGCCAACAAAACAGGCUGACUGGGCUCCUCACUUAAUCUCUGCUCUCGGAUCUCGAGGGAACGACCCUCGGCAGAUUGACGGCGUUGGCGGCGGGACAUCUACGACAUCCAAAGUUGCCGUCGUUCAGCGCUCGCAAAGACCGGACGCCGAUGUCGAUUGGACCUUUGUCCAAGUUGCUGUAGGCAAAGAGUCAGUGGACUUUACCGGCACUUGUGGCAACAUUACUGCGGGUGUGGCACCCUUUGCCAUCCAGGAAGGCCUUGUCACGCCGGGGCCGGGUCAGAACAUGAUGGACGUCAGAAUCUACAACACAAAUACGGAUCGAAUAGUUAUCGAAACCGUCGCAGUGGAUGGGUCAGGAGAUUAUGAGGAGGAUGGGAACUUCAUCAUUCCCGGUGUCAAAUCACCUGGGAGCGAAGUCAGAUGCACAUUUCUCAAGCCGGUGGGCAGUAUGACUGGGAAGCUCUUCCCUUCCGAAGACCAGCAACAGCAGAUACUUCGUGUGCAGCCUGGGUCGCUCAUGCCCAGCCUGGAGCCUUUCGACGUCCGUGUAACCCUGAUCGAUUCGGCGAACCCGUUUGUCCUCAUUGAUACGACAUCGAUAUCACCAACCCUGCUCGGGACAUAUCCAUCCGACUCUGAUCGAAAUGAUCUUGUCGAGACCAUCCGCCGCGCUGGUGCCGUGGCGAUGGGGCUAGCAACAGACGCUGAAGCCGCCAGUAGGACCCGCGGGACGCCCAAGGCUGCAUUCGUGUACCCCCCGACCUUUACCCAAGUUGGCGGCGGCAAGGAUAGUCGGCCCGAUAUUCGCGUACAAGCGUACUCCAUGGGGUUACCACAUCCAAGCCUACAGCUCACUGGGGCGGUGACAAUCGCCGUUGCACUCAGCUACCCCGGCACAAUCGCGGCAGGCCUCUCCGCUAUGGGCGCUAUCAUGCAUGGGGCGUUGCCUCCGACCCCCGAACAGUCGCCGCCACCGGAUGACCGCAAAAACGAGAAUCCUGAGUUGGGGAGAGAUGUACUGAUUGAACAUAGCCAAGGGACAAUGAAGGUGGGUGUGGUAAUGGAUGAUGCUGGAGAAGUGACUAGUUGCGCGGUGUCGCGUACGGCCAGGCGACUGUUUGAGGGCAAGGUCAGGUAUUAUAUACAGGAGGAUUAG